Messenger RNA from Nicotiana tabacum (common tobacco), 1162 nucleotides. The record is from RefSeq and is a predicted model, not a curated record. Lineage: Eukaryota; Viridiplantae; Streptophyta; Magnoliopsida; Solanales; Solanaceae.
AUGGCAUUUGAUGUUUAUCCAAACCCUAGAUCUGUCCCCCUUUUAGCUUUUUGNUUCCAAUUAGAAGGAGUUUUGAUGCUAUCUCUGCCAGUGAGUUAUUGUUCUUAUUAUGGGAAGAAGUUUGACCCCGAGCCAGGAAGAUGUAGAAGAACUGAUGGAAAGAAAUGGAGGUGCUCCAAAGAUGCACAUCCUGACUCAAAAUAUUGUGAGCGGCACAUGCAUCGAGGCCGUAACCGUUCAAGAAAGCCUGUGGAAUCUCAAUCUACUUCCCAGUCCUUGUCGACUAGUAUGUCACAUAUUACUACUGGGAGCAGCAAUAGAAGUGGAAGUUUUCAAAGUAAUAGCAGUGGAAACUUCCAUAACAUGCCAUUAUAUUCCGUUGCUAAUUCAGAUGGACUGAGUUAUGGAAGCACUGCAACAAAGCUACAGAUGGAGCCUGUCUCUUAUGGGAUAAAUAACAAGGAGUAUAGGUAUCUCCAGGGAAUGGUUCCUGAUGCUGAGGGCUCAUCAGAAGUUUCCGCGAGUGUGAGAAAUCUAGGGAUGGGUUCUAACACAGACAACAUAUGGCGUCCACCUCAUCCAUUCGAGCCUGUAACUAACGCAACAAUUGCAAAACAGCAACCCCAACAUUGCUUCUUUGGCAAUGACAUAGAUCCACCUGUAAAGCAGGAGCCGCAUCCAAUGCGCUCGUUCUUUGACGAGUGGCCUACAUCCAAAGAAUCAUGGUCCAAUCUUGAUGAUGGAUCCAGCAAAAAUAAUUUCUCCACCACACAGCUCUCCAUAUCCAUUCCAAAUGUUCAUUCUGGAUUCUCUUCAACGAGUACACGUUCCCCUAAAUGAUGCUUGAGGAAGCUGGCGCUGGACUCUUAACUCUAAGGAGUCUGAGGUGCUGAGGGGAGGAAUGGUUGUCGUUGUGCUAAGUGACCUCUGUUUGUAUGAGUUACAUGCACUUUUUAUAUUACUGGUACAUUUAGUCCUUGCAUGUGUUUUUAUUUGUGCUUCAAAUUCGAUACUCUUUUAGGCAAAAACUAGAUGGCUUAUAAGGCAACUGCAACUCAAGUUUGCCAUAAAAAAUAAUGUAUUUAUUCAAGUCAGUUUCUGGGUGAGAUGAUCAGUUUGUGGUUUCUUGCUAUGAGAUAUCAACCCAUUUUAUGGUUGGAAA